This is a messenger RNA of Cuscuta campestris, 910 nucleotides long. The record is from the annotation of a GenBank genome assembly. Lineage: Eukaryota; Viridiplantae; Streptophyta; Magnoliopsida; Solanales; Convolvulaceae.
CCUAAGGUUGCUGCUUCCUUUCUUAUUAAUGGUGAUGUUGUCGAGCUUGCUGCCUUGCUUUUGGUCGCUCACCCCUCGCUUCUCCAUCAUUUAAAAUCUUGUCAUAUUGAGAAUCAUCCCUCCACAAUGAAGGACACAAGUGAGAUGGUUUCAUUGGCCGCCGUUGGAAAAUUUCCAAAUCCAAGUGGGUUUGGAUUGAUUGAGAUUUUCGAAAAGGCUGGCGAUUCACUCACCAAUUUCUACACCAAAAUGCCUCAAGAUAUUUCCGGCCAGGAUCUGAUAAAGAGUGUUGCUGAGAUUCUCAUCCGUGAUGCUCAAAUUCCAGUAUCUGAAGAUGAUGUGGACUUGGCCGGAAUUUUGAGUGUGGAACCUGAAAUGAUGCCUUCCAUUCACCAAUAUCUGCUUGGUAUUAAACCAAAGGAUGGCAGUGACAAGAGUCAGAAACACAUGUUCCCCUCUGUGCGCUCUCCUGAUCUCCUGUAUUUGUGGGAACCAGUGAAAAUGCAUCGUAGAGGCUUUUACAAUGGUGAAUUCUUCAUAUGGAGGGUUUACACNCCUCCAACUCCGGCAUUAAGGGUCAUGGCAUCUCUGGCAAUGAGACUUGGAAGGGGCCUCAGGUUUCUCUGAUGGCAGGUAUCUAAUACGGAGUGAUUCAUUUAAUUUUGCCGCAUUGAAGUUCCAGGGUGGUGGUGUGCUCGAAUAAUGUGGGGAGAUUCGGGAGAUUCCUAGUCUAGUAAUAAAAGGAUGCCGCAACUUCGUGUCUCAUGUACUCCGUACUAUUUAAUAACUGUACCAUAUGUUGUAUCUCAUGCUAGAGUUGAAGUGAAUUGUUGUGAUUUAUUUGUGGACGUGGUACCACUAAUUAUGUAGCUGGCUUAGAAUUCGAUUGUGUCAGUAUUUAAUGUGAUGG